Cicer arietinum (chickpea) is the source of this 1371-nucleotide messenger RNA. RefSeq lists its product as uncharacterized. Gene Ontology annotation, molecular function: zinc ion binding. Lineage: Eukaryota; Viridiplantae; Streptophyta; Magnoliopsida; Fabales; Fabaceae. The record is from RefSeq and is a predicted model, not a curated record.
AUGGAAGAUUAUAAGUGGUUUUUAGGAACCCUUUUCACUGGUGAAGAAGAAUUUAAGGAGGCUAUGACAACAUAUGCCAUUCAUAAUGGGAGGGAUUUGAAGUUUACAAAAAAUUACAAACUAAGAUUACCUGAUGAAGAUACAUGGCAACUUAGGAAACUAGUUGACACACAUUCAUGUAAUAGAGAGUAUAAGGUUAAAUUUAUGAGAUCAAGUUGGCUCGGGAAAAGAUUGUACUCAACAGUUAAAGAGAACCCGAACAUAAAAAUUACAGAUGUUUCUAACAAGGUUCAUCAAAAGUGGAAUGUUGGAGUAAGUAAGAUGAAGGCAUUCAGGGCACGUAGGGUUGCAAUUGAUAUGGUUGAUGGAUUAUUCAGAGAGCAAUAUCUAAGAUUGUAUGAUUACUGUCAUGAGUUAUUAAGAUCAAAUCCAAAGAGUACUGUUAAGUUAGAAGUCCAAGCUACAAAUUCGGAGCUAACUGAUUAUGUGGACAUACCCCUUAUACCAAGUUUUCAACGCCUAUAUAUGUGUCUUAAUGGAUGUAAAGAGAGUUUCCUAAUUUGUAGAACAAUAAUUGGUGUGGAUGGUUGUUUCCUUAAAGAGUAUUAUAGGGGUAUGAUUCUUGCUGCUGUGGGUAGAGACCCAAAUGACCAAAUGCUUCCAAUUGUUGUGGGAUUGUUGCCUGCAAUGGAUGAGUUGCUUCUUGGGGUUGAACAAAGGUUUUGUGUAAGACACCUCAAUAACAACUUCAGAAAAAUGUACCUAGGGAAGAAACUUAAGGAAUUGAUGUGGAAGGCAGCCAAGUCAACAUAUCCUGAACAAUGGGAAAGAGAAAUGAAAGAGUUGAGGAAGGUUAAUGAAGAGGCCUACAAACAUUUGGUGAAGAUUCCACCAAUGUUUUGGUCAAAGUCAAGAUUCAGUUUCAAUUCUAAAUGUGAUGUGCUUGUCAACAAUAUGUCAGAGACAUUUAAUAGUGUCAUAAUUGGACCUAGAGGGAAACCCAUAGUGACAAUGCUUGAAGACAUCAAACUGUACUUAAUGGAAAGGUGGGCAAAAAAUAGAACUACAUUAGAAAGGUACACUUGUUCUGUUCUGCCUCAAAUCAAGAAAAAGUUAGCAAAGGAACAAGAAUUAUCAAGAAUGUGGAUGUGUAGGUAUGCUGGUGAAAAUAUAUUUGGAGUUAGUAACAUCAACCACAUAGGAGACAAGUUUGUGGUAUCACUGGAAAAUAGAGAAUGCUCAUGUAGGAAGUGGAUGCUCACUGGAAUUCCCUGCUGCCAUGCAGUUUGUUGCUGUAACUUCCUCAAAAAAGAUCCAGAAGACUUGAUUCCAACAUAUUAUAGGCGAGAGACAUAUGCGACUUGUUACUGA